This is a messenger RNA of Chanos chanos (milkfish), 1986 nucleotides long. Its product is annotated as adhesion G protein-coupled receptor E3-like. Bases 1 to 1986 code for a protein of 661 amino acids. Gene Ontology annotation, molecular function: G protein-coupled receptor activity. Gene Ontology annotation, biological process: cell surface receptor signaling pathway; adenylate cyclase-activating G protein-coupled receptor signaling pathway. The transcript has 14 exons. The record is from RefSeq and is a predicted model, not a curated record. Gene Ontology annotation, cellular component: plasma membrane. Lineage: Eukaryota; Metazoa; Chordata; Actinopteri; Gonorynchiformes; Chanidae.
AUGGUUGAAACCAGCGAGGGAGGAGACGAGGUCAUUACACAACCGUGUGGUGCUUUAGUUCUGAUGAAUGUGUGGGACAAGGCUUUUCCAGUAAGUGAAGGUGUAACCAGCCCCAGUGUUGACCCAUGCUUUAACUAUAACGUUCUGGAUGAGCCAUGGAGAGCGACCGACGACUAUAAACCCCCAGAUAAGUCUGACCGUGACAGAGACUGGUCAGGCUGGUACAGACUUCUCUAUCAUGGAAUGAGCACUCAGAUGCCUGAGUCGCAUGUGCCUAAUUACAGAUGUAGCACCCAGAUGCCUCUGUGGCUUAAUGGUUCCCACCCAAAGGCUGGAGAGGACAGUCUACAGGUCUGCUGUCCCAGUAAUUCAACGCAUAUUCGAGUGAAGGCCUGUCCUGGAAAUUACUACAUCUAUGAAUUUGUCAAGCCACCAGACUUCAAGUCUGCAUACUGUUUAGUGCCUGUUGAGAUUCGAUCAACUUCUGCACCAUCAACUACAGUGCUCACCACACCAUCUACAACCACGACUGUGAGGACUCAUUUAGGUCAGCUGUUUGAUUACCAGAGCAUUAUAAUAGCUGAUACCCCAAACGAUAAUAAGCUGGCCACACUGGGAAACAUGUUUCUUCUGGCCACUGAAAUUCUGAUAUCUGCUGUGGUGAAGCCAACUCCUACCCAGAGCAACAUCAGUAUCACUCUCAACAGCACAGAGGUGAAAAUCUUCACUGUAGGAUGGAAUACCACCCUCAAGAAAACUCUACAGCUGAACACCCCCGACGCUCUCCUGGAUAUCGACCUUAUUGGUAUUUCAAAAAAUAACAAUGGUAAUGCUGCUGUCUCUCUCAUCAUCUACAAGAACAUGGAAGAAAUGCUGAAACCCUCCUUAUUUCGCACAGAGAACGACACAGUCAAAACGAUGACGUCCAGAGUGGUCUCAGCCUUCCUGCCCAAAACCACUAACAAAACGUUAACCAAACCAGUUAACUUCACCCUGAGGCACAUCAAAGAAAUGGAUCCUAAAGGUCUGCUGGACUGUGUGUACUGGAACAUUAGUGAAUGGGUUGUGGACGGCUGUUCCAUCACUGAGACCAACUCCAGUUACACAGUCUGUUCCUGUGUACACCUGUCCACUUUCGCUCUCAUCAUGCAAACUAAAAGACCACCCAAGAGCAACUAUCUCAAGGAUCUUGUAAGCACAGUAGCAGUGGUUGUUGGGCUGGUCUUUCUGUUCUUGGCUGUGUUGACCUUUGCUGUCUUGGGGAAGAACUCAAGCGUGACCAACACAGCUCUACUCAACCUCUCUCUCUGUCUGCUGCUGGCCCAUCUCCUCUUCCUCCUCACCCAACAUCUCCUGCCCUAUAUACGCAUCCACAAGAGAGUUUGUGCUGCAAUAGCUGGAACACUCCAUUUCCUUUUUCUCUCUGCGUUUGUGUGGAUGUUCAUUGAGGCCAUACUACUCUUCAUCACAGUCAAGAACCUAUCAAAGAUCAGAUCCAAACAGAAGGAGGUGGUUCACUGGGGAUUCCUGCUUGUGAUUGGCUAUGUGAUCUCUCUGGCCGUGGUCUCAGUGUCUGUGGGGGUGGUGCCUGAUGGAUAUGGCAGUGAGGAGUGUUGGAUUAAGAUGGACAGUGACUUCAUCUGGAGUUUCCUGGGUCCUGUCUGCUUCAUUCUAGCAGUCAAUUUGGUUCUUUUCAUUGUCAUAAUCAUCUGUCUGAGCUGGAGUAUAAAGAAAGUGAACACUGAGGUCGCACAGCUCAGAUCCACCAGGACUAUGGUGUUCAAAUCCCUGGCCCAGUUUGUUAUCCUCGGUUGCCCAUGGAUACUGGGCUUCUUCACACAAUUCAGUGAGUCCGUGGAGAUUGUUUUCCUUUUCUUCAACUCCCAGCAAGGCACCUUCAUCUUCCUGGUCCACUGUGUCCUCAAUGAAGAGGUCAGGAGGCAGUACAAGAGGUGGUGGGGCGCACUGUGGCGUUGCCACAAGUAA